Molecule: messenger RNA, 1116 nt
Organism: Trypanosoma cruzi
Lineage: Eukaryota; Euglenozoa; Kinetoplastea; Trypanosomatida; Trypanosomatidae
Product: mucin-like glycoprotein, putative
Exons: 1
Coding region: 1-1116 (371 amino acids)
Source: RefSeq, a predicted model, not a curated record
AUGAUGACUACUGUGAUGACGACGACUGCGCUGCGCCGUGAAGUGUGCGCCCUGUUUUCCCUCGCGCUGUUGUGUUGCUGCGCUUCCAUUUUCGUGACGGCUGCGACUGCGACGGGGGCUGCUGUACAAUCAACUGAUUUGUAUUCCGGAGCGUCUGCAGUGAACGUUUCGGUGGAGAUCUCGUGUGCGGACAGUGAGAAUAAGUUGCAAUGGCGCUUCCCUGGCCAGACAAAUUGGACUAGGUGUGUAAGCUCACUGGGUGCUUAUGACUACACUGUUGUCGCGAGCAGUGGUGGUUAUGAGGACACUGCUGUCGUAAGCAGUGGUGGUUAUGACACUGUUGUUCAGGAGAUCACUGAAUACAGUGUGGGUACACCAUCUGAUAUUAUUGAAGUUGUUCUUUUGGAUUCUGCAAGUGGGGCUUCUAGUCGUGAUGAGGAGUCACUUUGCCUCUCGGCCGACCGGAUGUACUUGACUAAAAAAUGUAAUGCAUCCUGCAAGUCCGCCGGAGAGGGUAAAACCGCGUUUACAAUGGAAUUUCAAACGACUAACGAAAGUGGGGUGUACAAGAAGUCGCUGAAAAAUAAAACAGAAAAUAAUGCUCCUGCGGGAAGCACCUCGGGCAUCUGUCCGUUAAAUACUUCUGUUGAAAAGGCACCUGAGAGCGUCAACAGUGGAACUCCAGAGGCCGCUGCAGCGGCGUCGGCAGCACAAGUGCCAGCAGUGGGGGCGCCCGCAGCGGGGCAGGAUGCAGGCAGUUCGAGUUCAGCUGCGAGUGGGGCCUCAUCAUCGGCACAGACUAUUGAGCAGGGGAUAUCCUCAGCGGGCCCACAACCCGGCAACACUUCGCAGCCGCCAACAGGCGAAGGGGUUGGCAGAACGGAUGCAUCCGGAACGACGCAAACACCCUCAGCCACGGCCGGUGCUGCCUCACAGUCCGGCAACCCGACAUAUACGAGGGAGACCAACAACAGUGCCGCCACCGGAGCGCAGGGUCCCGGCACGUCGGACGGCAGCGCCAUCGCCACUGCGUGGGUGCACACACCACUGCUGCUGCUUCUGACCGCCCUUGCAUCUGCUGCUGGGCAGCGGUGCGGAGCAGCCACACACGAAUGA